This is a messenger RNA of Nannospalax galili (Upper Galilee mountains blind mole rat), 2131 nucleotides long. RefSeq names its product syndecan binding protein (gene Sdcbp). The coding region runs from base 134 to 1030 and encodes 298 amino acids. The transcript is spliced from 9 exons. NCBI's taxonomy places the organism in Eukaryota, Metazoa, Chordata, Mammalia, Rodentia, Spalacidae. Gene Ontology annotation, cellular component: cytoplasm; plasma membrane. Gene Ontology annotation, biological process: positive regulation of transforming growth factor beta receptor signaling pathway. The record is from RefSeq and is a predicted model, not a curated record. Gene Ontology annotation, molecular function: syndecan binding.
CGGGGGCGGCGCGGUGACGCGGGCGGGCGGGGCUGGAGCGCGGCGCUGGGUUCUGCUCCGGGUCUCCGAAGUCGGCUCGGCUACAGCAACCGGGAGGCGGCGGGGACGUGCGGCCCAGAAAACACCUGCAAAAAUGUCUCUUUAUCCAUCUCUUGAAGAUUUGAAGGUAGACAAAGUAAUUCAGGCUCAGGCUGCCUUUUCUGCCAACCCUGUCACUCAGGCAGUUUUGAUAGAAGCUUCUGCUCCCAUUGCUCAUGAUGGAAAUCUCUAUCCAAGACUGUAUCCGGAACUCUCUCAAUAUAUGGGACUGAGUUUAAAUGAAGAAGAAAUACGUGCACAUAUGCCCAUGGUCUCUGGAGCACCAACACAAGGGCAGUUGGUAGCAAGACCUUCCAGUGUGAACUAUAUGGUGGCACCUGUAACAGGUAAUGAUGCUGGAAUCCGUAGAGCAGAAAUCAAGCAAGGGAUUCGGGAAGUCAUUCUGUGUAAGGAUCAAGAUGGAAAAAUUGGGCUGAGGCUUAAAUCGAUAGAUNAGGGUAUAUUUGUUCAGCUGGUGCAGGCUAACUCUCCAGCCUCCUUGGUUGGUCUGAGGUUUGGGGACCAGGUGCUCCAGAUCAAUGGUGAAAACUGUGCAGGCUGGAGCUCUGAUAAAGCGCACAAAGUACUCAAGCAGGCUUUCGGAGAGAAGAUUACGAUGACCAUCCGUGACAGGCCCUUUGAACGGACUAUUACCAUGCAUAAAGACAGUAGUGGACAUGUUGGCUUUAUCUUUAAAAGUGGAAAAAUAACAUCCAUAGUGAAGGAUAGUUCUGCUGCCAGAAAUGGUCUUCUUACUGAACACAACAUCUGUGAAAUCAACGGACAGAAUGUCAUUGGGUUGAAGGACUCUCAAAUCGCAGACAUCCUGUCAACUUCUGGGACUGUAGUCACCAUUACCAUCAUGCCUGCUUUUAUCUUUGAGCACAUUAUUAAACGGAUGGCGCCAAGCAUUAUGAAAAGCCUGAUGGAUCACACCAUUCCUGAGGUUUAAAAGCCAUGCACAACGCAACACACCAUAGCUGAACUUUUCCAGUUUCCUUCUUCGGCAACUUCUGCAUUACGCACAUGAAGCUUUCCCGGAGCCAGGGAGCAUAUGCUGCAUGGCAACCUUUCUUAUACCAUGGCUGGGAAUCUUCCUCUUUCUAUGAUGGCUUCUUCAGAUUUCAAGAUAGCUAUAGCCUUAUCCUGGUUUUACAGAUGUGAAACUUUGAAAAGAUUUACUGACUUUCCUAGAAUAGUUUCUCUACUGGAAACCUGAUGCUUUUAUAAGCCAUUGUGAUUAGGAUGACUGAUGUAGGCUUAGCUGUGUAUGAGAAAGUCACUUUUCUCCUAGAUAAAGCAUAGUGCUAUUCGUGUUACUUCAGUUCUGUGGCAUAUUUGUAUUUCAGUGCAUUACAUAGUACAUUUAGGAUGACUGCCAUCGAGAGUUAUUUUUUAAGUUCUCUCUGUGCGUGUGUAAAACGCCCGUCAGUCAGCACUGGUUUCAUUCCACGAGAGCAUUAUACAGUGUAUGUAGGUUGCAAGAGACUGUCAUGAUUGUCAUUAAAUUUUAACUACCUUCACUUAAUAUGCUUCAACUGUCGCCUUAACUAUGGUAAGCAUCUAGAACGAAAGCCAAAAUAUAAUUAUUGCUGCCUUUCUAAAACCUGAAAUGUUAGUUCUGUAUUAAAUGUAUACUAGCCCAGAACAGCUUAAUGGUACAGCACAGCUGCUUAGUCAGAUUUGAGAUUUUCUAGUCAUUGCAUAAAGGAAACUUUUAGAAGUUGCCAUAUCACUUUCUGAAAAACAAAUCAUUAUAUAUUUAAUGUAAAAAUUCUUAUAAAUUUUGGACUCCCUUUUUUUUCACUUGUAGAUUAAGUCGGUAAUACUUAAUCUGAACCCUAACAUUAUGUAACCUAGCAACUUUGGGGUAGUCUUAGGCUGUUCCCUAGUCAUCCUUAUUUGUUCCAUUUUUUGACUCCUCCCUGCACACAAAAUGGCAUUGACACUUUAUCCUGAUGAUUUUUUUUCUACUUGGUUUAUGCCUAUCCAAUUAUUUUAUCCUGUAUUAUCCUAUUAAAUGUGUACAAAUAAAGUAAAAUUUUAGUCUGUC